AACAAGCUAGCUAGCACGCGCCCACACUGUGAUGGAGGAACUAACGUUUCUGUUAAUGAUGCAUGAGGAAUCUAUGACUAAAAGUUCUGAACAGUGGGGACACGUAGAUCACAAUCUACUGCAGAUCCAGGAUGAGUUUCACAGAAUCACAAUGGUGCAUCUUGAACCGAAGUUCAAGUCCAAGCUGGAUGAAUGUACUCCUCGGCUUCUGAACCUCUUCCACUCCAAGGGCAGAAGCAUGGGGUUGAGGUUGCAGGCUAUCCUACUCAAGACUCCAAGCAAUCCUGACAUCAACAUGACCAGAGAUGUUGUCAUUCGAUGUUUGAUGAUGUACCUUGGGGAAUCUACAGAUCAGCUCUUAAAAGAGUACGAUGAUGCUGAUGAAGACAGUGUGUCGCAGGACCUUGCUGUUCAAAACCUGAAGAUCUACAACAUCAAGGCUAACACGUCAGAAGAUCCAGACAACAUCGGUAUCGUGGUGGAGGGCGUGAAAGUUCUAACUGCUCUGGGUAACUUUCCAAGGGCUUGCUCCCUGCUCAUUGGGUUGGUGUAUGCUGUGAAUCUUGCCUAUCCAAAGGAGCUCAGGUACACGUUUGAAGUGUUUCAGAAACUUCUCCUUGGGCCUGAUAGUUCAAAGCUCUCCCCCAAAGUGAACAGCCUCAGGAAUAAGCUACUGGCUCAAGAAAAGGGACCCUUGCUAAUCAAAAGGGAAUUGACAAGUCACUGUUAAAACCGACACACAAGACUUCGUGAAAUGCUUGAGUUUCAGUGAAGUUAGUUAACAUUAGUAUGACGGCGUAUUAAGGCCACAUAAGAAAAAAAAAGCUUGUCACUACAAGAAUAAAGUCGUUAUUUAACAAGAAUAAAGUCGUAGUUUUAAAAA
Molecule: messenger RNA, 883 nt
Organism: Sphaeramia orbicularis (orbiculate cardinalfish)
Lineage: Eukaryota; Metazoa; Chordata; Actinopteri; Kurtiformes; Apogonidae
Exons: 6
Coding region: 32-730 (232 amino acids)
Source: RefSeq, a predicted model, not a curated record